Messenger RNA from Panicum hallii, 1594 nucleotides. Its product is annotated as splicing factor U2af small subunit B-like. The record is from RefSeq and is a predicted model, not a curated record. The transcript is spliced from 4 exons. Gene Ontology annotation, biological process: mRNA splicing, via spliceosome. Gene Ontology annotation, molecular function: metal ion binding; pre-mRNA 3'-splice site binding. Gene Ontology annotation, cellular component: U2AF complex; spliceosomal complex. NCBI's taxonomy places the organism in Eukaryota, Viridiplantae, Streptophyta, Magnoliopsida, Poales, Poaceae. Bases 459 to 1355 code for a protein of 298 amino acids.
CCUAGCCCGACUGACCUGCCCUGCCCCUGCUCUGUUCGCAGGCUCUCCCAGUCUCCCUCCCCUGACCGCGGCGCCGCCGAACGCGCCCCGGUCUAGAAUUCCAGAUCCUAGGCACCCGCAACCACGCCUCUAUUCCUCCUUCCGAAGUCGCCGCCGCCGCCGUCCUCAUCUCCCCCGCACUGUCGUGGAGUGGGAUCCAUCUGGACUCGAAAUUUCCUCUCUCGCUGAUUAGGUUUUUAAAUUGGCUGAAAUAAAAUUCUUUGCCGGACGGAUAUAACAAGGCCUACCUGAGAAGGAGAUUAGGUCAUAAGAAGCGGUUGGGAUUAGUGUUAUUUUGCAAGAACUCCAGACCUGUUAUGUCUUGGGACUGCAGGUCUGAGUAGCUGCUCCUUUUUUGGGCAGUUAACCUCAAUGUUCAAAAUGAAUGGGCUUCUAUUCAGUUGGACCUAUUCUGAAUCAUGGCGGAGCACUUGGCUUCGAUAUUUGGUACAGAGAAAGAUAGAGUCAACUGCCCAUUUUACUUCAAGAUUGGGGCUUGCCGUCAUGGGGAUCGUUGCUCCCGUCUCCAUAACAGGCCAACCAUAUCACCGACUCUUGUGCUGGUUAACAUGUAUCAACGCCCUGACAUGAUCACCCCUGGGGUUGAUGCUCAAGGCCAGCCAAUUGAUCCUCGCAAGAUGCAGGAGCAUUUUGAAGAUUUUUAUGAGGAUAUCUUUGAGGAACUGAGCAAGUUUGGUGAGAUUGAAAACCUCAAUGUCUGCGACAACCUUGCUGAUCACAUGAUAGGCAAUGUCUAUGUCCAAUUCAGGGAGGAAGAUCAGGCAGCUGCAGCUCAUACAGCCCUUCAGGGCCGCUUUUACUCUGGCCGGCCAAUUGUUGUUGACUUCUCCCCAGUUACUGAUUUUCGUGAAGCAACCUGCAGACAGUAUGAGGAGAACAGCUGCAAUCGUGGGGGAUAUUGCAAUUUUAUGCAUGUGAAGCAGAUUGGUCGGGAUCUGAGGAAAAAGCUCUUUGGGCGUUACAGGAGACCAAACAGGGGAAGGAGCCGCAGCCCUAGCCCACAUCACAGGAGGGAGCAUCGUGACCGAGAUGAUUACCGUGGCGGUGGUGGCGGUGGCCGUGGCCGUGAUGACUACCGUGGUGGCGGUGGUCGUGGCCGUGAUGACUACCAUGGUGGUGGUGGUGGGCGCAGGGGUGGAGGCAGCAGGCAUGAAAGGUACGAUGAUGGAGGGAGGCGCAGGCAUGGUGGCAGCCCCCCUCCCAGGCGUGCAAGAAGCCCGAUCAGGGAGAACAGCGAGGAGCGCAGGGCUAAGAUUGAGCAGUGGAACCGUGAGAGGGAGGAAAAACAAGGGUGAGCCCCUUCAAGUCUGGCAAGGCAGGUUACUGGUGCCGUUCUAUGCUGUGUGUGGGAGAUUGCUAUGUUGUCAGAAUUAUUUUAGUUUGAUGAUGUGUAGUGUAGGGCAAGGAUACUAAUUUAUUUUGCCCAUUAAGACUCUGAAACUGUCAUUUGUGUGUUGCCAAAAACAUUUCUGUCUGGCUGUUGUGCGUUCCACACCAUUCUACAAUGCAGCUUUCGUAUGGUGCCUUAUGAUAA